Messenger RNA from Necator americanus (New World hookworm), 414 nucleotides. RefSeq lists its product as uncharacterized. The transcript has a single exon. The coding region runs from base 1 to 414 and encodes 137 amino acids. Gene Ontology annotation, cellular component: site of double-strand break; condensed chromosome; nucleus. Gene Ontology annotation, molecular function: single-stranded DNA endonuclease activity; histone H3K4 methyltransferase activity; single-stranded DNA binding. Gene Ontology annotation, biological process: DNA double-strand break processing; mitotic DNA integrity checkpoint signaling; replication fork processing. The record is from RefSeq and is a predicted model, not a curated record. NCBI's taxonomy places the organism in Eukaryota, Metazoa, Nematoda, Chromadorea, Rhabditida, Ancylostomatidae.
AUGAGACAAGAACCAUGUCGAAGAUCCAAUUCAGCGGUCAGUGGUGCACACGAUCGACUAGCCCAAGUGGCCAAGGAGCUUCAGCUGCGAGUUUGGUGGAAUUGGAAGGGAAUCAUCCACUAUGAGCUCCUCCCAUCGAACCAAACACUCAAUUCGGACUUCUGCUGCCAACAACUGACCAGAGAGAAGCAGGCGAUCGUCCAGAAGUGGCCAGAUUUAGCCAAGAGAAAAGGUGUUGUGUUAGAUCAAGACAACACCACGAGCAGAGACGUCCCGUCAAAAGUUCGGAGGGCUUGGAUGGGUGGUUUUACCGCACCCGCCGCAUGGUCCAGGCAUGGCACCAAGCCACUAUCACUAUUUCAAGCAUUUGCAAAAUUUCUUAAAACUGGUCGCAAGAGAGACUUGUGGAAAUGA